Messenger RNA from Osmia bicornis bicornis, 5339 nucleotides. RefSeq names its product erythroid differentiation-related factor 1. Gene Ontology annotation, biological process: positive regulation of DNA-templated transcription. NCBI's taxonomy places the organism in Eukaryota, Metazoa, Arthropoda, Insecta, Hymenoptera, Megachilidae. The record is from RefSeq and is a predicted model, not a curated record. The transcript has 11 exons. The coding region runs from base 340 to 3966 and encodes 1208 amino acids.
CAGAGGUUUCAAUUUUCCUAUAUGUAUGUAAAAAGUUUAUGGAUCGCACAUCUUAGGUUCGGGGUCCCUGACACCCCAUAGUAGUCACUGAUAGCAUGUCGUUAGUUGGAUGCAAUGACUGAGGUGGCGCUUGAAGAAUUUGGAUAGAUACGUUAUUAUGCGAAUAGGAAUUGGUUGAGAUCAUGAGAUGUCCGUAUGUAUUUAUAUAUAUAUAUAUAUGUAAAUAGGUACACUCUGGUUCGUUCUAGAAGUUUUUGGACAUAGCGAAAUAGCGACAAGUUUUGAGAGACGCGCGAGUAACGACAACGACGUCGAUAUCGUGCACACGACAAGUUAAACAUGUCAGAAAGUUCGGACAGUAAAGUUGAUAUCGUCAACUCUAUGUCUGUGGCUGUACCAGCCGAUUCACCCAAGAAACCGGUCAAGUCUACAGCAGUUGUAAAAUAUUCGACUGUUCAGACACCAGCAACUUAUGCUCAAUUACAAUGUAAUACAGAUUUAAAUUUACCUCCGAGCAAUUGGUUAAGUAGCUCUGCAGAGAGUUAUGGAUUGCAGAGCGUUUGGUCUCAGACUUCUGGAUUUUCCAGUUUUCGUAUGGCACAUAUGUUCCCUGAUUGCGUCGGGGAAGUUGACGUGGUAUCUGAUGCAGAAAAUAUUAAGAAAUUGCUAAAGCUACCUUACAAUCAUGGAAUAAUAUCCAUGGUGGUUCAUAGAAUUGAAAAUACUUUACUAUUGGAUGAUUUUGAUAUCCAUAAGUAUUUGCUUAGACAAGCGGAAAGCGAUUGGGAAUGGCUGAAAAAAUUUUUUUACGAGCACAUUUUCCAAAAUCUAGGGGAUAAAGAGAAACGUCUGUUUCACAAGACAAGUAGUAGAAAUACUUUGCAACAAAAAAACUUGGUAUCCAAGUUUUUGUAUCGCUCCAUAGUAGUAGCAGAUGAGAAAGAGCAGCACGUGAAACCACAGUUGCCCGUGAAAACAUUAGAACCUUGUUUACCAGAACCUACGCAAGAAGAAAAAGUGCCAGACCCAAAUUAUAAUCACAAUUUUGCAAGAAACAUUGUGUGGACUUUUGAAAAUAUACAGAUGCUUAUUGGUACCGAUAUGCCAAUAUUUGGAGGGUUAACGCACCCUUGCAUAAGUCUCAGAUUAAGAGAUAUGACCAAACCCAUUAAUGUUUUAACCGGUAUAGAUUACUGGCUGGAUAACUUGAUGUGUAACGUCCCAGAAGUGGUGAUGUGUUAUCAUUUGGAUGGUAUCGUGCAAAAAUAUGAAUUAAUAAAGACAGAAGAUCUUCCUAAUUUAGAUCAUUCUAAAUUCAGUCCGAAAGUUAUCAGAGAUGUUGCUCAAAAUAUUUUAAGUUUUUUGAAAAAUAAUGCAACCAAAGCUGGACAUACUUAUUGGUUGUUUAAAGGCAAGGAUGAUGAGGUGGUCAAAUUGUAUGAUUUAACGUCUUUGUGUCACGAUGUAUCAGAUGAGAAGGGUCAAAAUCCAUUUACUGUACCUGUUGCUAUGCUACUCUAUAGGGUAGCACGUAACAUGAAGUAUUCUUCCGAUUAUCAUAGACAACAGGGUACCAUUAGAAUGCUAUUAAAGAACUGCAUACAAUUGUUAACUAAAGAAAAGUAUCCUCAAAUUGUGACAUCUGCACAUUUUAUGUUGUCCGAUCUUUACAUACCAUCGGAUACAGAUCCAGUUAGUCCUGGAUUGUCCGAUCAGAGCGACGAAGAAGAUACUCAGAGCGAAUCUAGUGCAUUUCAUGAAAGCGAGAAGGAUGAGGAAGAAGAAAACGAAGCGGAUGCAAUAAAAUCUUUGACAUUAGCUAAUAUCAAGGAACAUGCAGAAUGCGAGGAACCGAAAUACAAACCACCACCGAUUUCCGGCACAAUUAAAGAACGAUGUUUAGCUGCUUUAGAACACGUCUGUUACGGACUCGAAUGUUUACAAUACUUUCCGACCAAUGACAACACAGAAGAGGAAGAAAAAGAAGCAGAGGUACAGGAAAAGGUGAAGAAACAGUAUGAAGAAAGUCAUUUAAAUAUGGCAAAACCUUUUGAGGCAAUUCCCAUGCCUUAUACAUCCUUGAAGGAAAAGGAAAAGGAAAAGGAAAAGGAAAAGGAAAAGGACGUUGAAAGAGAGGAAAGUUUGGUAAAUACUAGUCCUACUCAUAAGAAGAAGUUGAAACAAAAAAAGGGUAAAAAAGGUGAGAAAGUUAUAACGAAAGAAGAACCGAUAGAAAAUGAACCGAAAGCAUUGUUAUGUAAGCUUAAGGCCGAAACUUUACCUACGUGGCAGGCGCCUAAAAAAAGCGAUAACAUCAGUUGGAAUGCUCACUUGAAGACACUAUUAUAUGAGAAAGCUUCGUUAAUCUUCGCUGUACUCGCGGAACAUGAAUACGCGAAUAGAAAUUAUGGGGCGUCACUGAGAUAUAUGUUAGCAGUAUUACGCUGUCAGAAGAUAUUGGAGAUCUUUUGUGGUAUAAGAAAUGACAAAUCGAUCAGUUAUUUAUUAGGUCGUGCGGGAGAUUGUUGCUUUAUGGCUGUGCAAGAUUGGUGUAACGUUGAAAAACACAGAAAGGAUUAUGAAACGAAGAACAGGAUCGAAGAAAGGAUCGUCGAAGAAAUAUGUAGUAUGGAAGAUUUAGAUAUGAAUGGUGCUGAAUUGCUGCCUCAACGUUUAGAGAGUUUGGAAUUUACUUUGGUAGCGUCUUACAAAUGUUACGAAAAAGCCUUAUCAUUAGAACCAUUGGAAAUGGAUAAAAAAAAUCUUUUAAGACGUUUAGGAAACAUUCAUAACGAAUUAGGUGUGCUUUACAUGAAUCAAGCUGGAACACGUUAUCAGCAAGAAAAUGCAUCAGAAGAAACAGAAUCAUCUGCUGGUGUAACAGCGUUGCUUGCUCGUUCAUUAACUCAUUUAGAAGCGGGUGUGAAAGCUUUUGAAACUGUUCACGAUGAAGUAAAUUUAGCACUUUUACACUCAAAUACAGGAAGACUUAUGCGACUUUGCGCACACAUGCAUGUGAAAGAAAACAGCCAAGAACGUAAUUUCUAUAAUAAAGCACUUGCGAGUUAUCAAAAAGCGUUGCAAGUUUUAGGUUGUAGAAAGAGAAAUCCUAUGAUUUGGGAUACCAUUACAUGGGACCUGUCUACUACUUUGUUUACUAUGGCUACCUUGUUACAGGAUUAUCCAACAGGUGGAUGCAAAACAGAGGAAGAAUUGGAACGCGAAGUCGUCGAUAUUUUACAAAAAGCUCUGAAACAUUGCGAUACCGAAACACCUGGACCACGGCAACCAGUAUAUCAAUUUCGUGCGGCAACUAUUCAACAUCGUCUCGCAUCUCUGUAUCAUCGUGUCUACAGAGAAUACGAACCGGACACGGAUAACAUUAAAAGGAAAACAAGUUUACAAUUGUGCAAGUUGUAUUAUGAUAAGGCUGCAAAGUUGUUGUUAGCUUUAGAGCAAACUACAGAAUUUCUAACCGUACAAAUGGAAAGGGUUGCUUUAGCUGAACAUCAAGCACGUUGCGCAACAACCUUUAAUGGGAAAUUGAAAGCAUACCAAAACGGUCUGGAAUUAAUAUUACAAUGUAGACCUAUUAUGGAUAUAUUGUGUGAUAAAAACAACAGUCAGAAACAGAAGAUAGAAUGUAGAAGAAAUGCUGUCAGUAACAAAGUGACGAAAGAUGUUCUCGAGGAAGGAAAAGGAAGCGAGGAAGAAAAGUUGAUAGAAGAUGAAGAACGCUUAGUGGUGUUACUCGAACAGAGAUUACAAUUUAUCUUGCGAUCUCUAACGAAAUUAUUUGUUAGCAAGAACAGUAAUAAGAAAGAGUCUGAAACGCUGGCCAACUUGUACAAACAGUGUUAUAGUAAAACAUUACGACCAGUCACAAUGACCGGUUUGACGUUAAUAGAACACAUUGCACAACUUUUACGAGAAUUGGAGAAAAUGUUAUCGUCUAUAGAAUCUUGAACGUACGAUAAAUAAGUAAAUACCUACAUAGAUUGAAAGUGCCAGUUUGAAAGAGUGUACGAUUAAUUGGUCGAUCGGAGUCGCGGAGUUGCUGUUUUGAGGAUUCUUUGUAACUGGUCGUUAAUGCUGGCCAUUAACGCUUGUCAUUGCACGGUUAUGAGAGUAAGAUGUCGACGGGAACGUUCUUUUCAGUGAUUGUAUCGAAAAUCCUCAAGAGUUUUUUUAAUUCUAGCGUGUAAAUAGUGAAAUUGAAGCUCUUAUUUAUAUAUGAUUUAUAACUGAAGAAUAAAUAGCUUACAUACCAAUGUUAAACGAUACCUCACCUCACUCAAGUUGUUAUAACGACUUUGAAAAGAUGUCAAGAGGUUAACAGACGAUGGUGAAGAAAUUCCACGUGUCAACUAUUGACGCGGCGAGUGUGGCGCGUAAGAAGCUACGGAAUAAACGAAAUUACGAAGUUGAGUAGCUCGUAAUGGGGUAAAGGGUGGCUCGUAUUAUUUUCUCUAACUAUUGGGUCGGCCAUCCACGCAAACGCAGCCUUCCCUUUCCGUCUUUUAUGCCAGUUUCAACCCCCACACGCACGUACUACGGACAUAGAGAGAGAGAGAGAGAGAGAACUUUGAAACAAUUAAAUUCCAAGACAUCUUGAGGGAGAGAGGGUCGGCUGAGUCGGAGAGUCUGCUAUUACGCGAAUUAAAUACAUAAUGAAUCCGUCAGACGUGAAAGAAAAGAGAAAGAAAAAAAGAAAAUAUGCCGCGGUGGUCGAGAAUCUUUUUAUUUGCGGCAGCCGAUGGAAUUUUCGGCUCGGAUAAAAGGAAAAUUCACUCUCUUCCUCUCUUCCUCUCUUUUAGAGUCCAUUCCUACCCUUUCUCUGCGAGCUUUUAUCUGGUUGUAUCAAUUAGAGUCGGUGCCUUUCUGUCUUUUCGACGCGCCGCGCCGCGCCGCGCGAUAAGUAAAAAGUCUCGAUGACUUGUUUCUUCGUGUCUUGAAUCGUGUCCUCUUUAGCUCUUCAGGAAUGAUUCAUUUGACAAGUUUCAAUCGUACACGGUGAUAAAUCGCCUAAAGUUUCACAGAGAAUGUUUGUGGUGAAACGCGUCGUCAGUUGAGCAACUAGCUAAACUACUUAGGUGGCAUAUGUUUUGGAAAGCAUCUUGAAUCUCGUAAAUAAUAACUUCUUCUUCCCUUUUGUCUUGAUUUGUUCAACGAAUUUGUUGGCUCGUAAAAGUUUUGAUCAAGAUUGAACGUGACUGACAAGAGACGAGUAGGAUAAAAAAUGUAUCGUAUGUGUCGUAUCGUACACCGUAACAUACCAUAACAUGUACUUUCUUACUUUCUUAAGAAAGCUUAUAAAUAAAAAUGAAAUAACGUCUUUA